AUGUCUAACCCUAUGGAACAGCGUAUCAAUGUUCCAAUUGACGACCCAAACGCAGACACAGAAUGGAAUGACAUUCUUCGAAAACAUGGAGUUAUCCCUGAGAAGCCACCGAGCCCAACUCCUAUGAUCGAGGAGGCCAUUCUUGAAGGACGAAGACUAGCACACGAGAACCGAUUAGAAGGCAAGGACCUUGACGAGUUGGACGAGCUAGAAGACGAUGAAGAUGAAGCUUUCCUGGAACAAUACCGCCAAAAGCGCAUGGCCGAGUUGAACAGUUUACAACAGAAAGCUCUGCACGGGACCGUAUACCCUCUUUCAAAGCCCGAAUACCAACGCGAAGUCACAGACGCAUCACGAAACGGACCCGUCUUCGUCAACCUUACGUCCGCCAUGGGAACAAAUGUCGAGUCCCGAGUCUUGACUGAACUAUGGAGACAAGCGGCUAGGGAGUAUGGCGAAAUCAAGUUUUGCGAAAUCCGAGCAAGCCAGGCCAUCGAGAACUACCCUGACCGAAACUGCCCAACAAUUUUGGUUUACAACAAGGGAGAUAUUGUCAAACAGAUUGUGACAUUAGCAACUAUCGGGGGCGUGCGAACAGGGAUGCAACAAGUCGACAAUCUCCUGGUUGGUGUUGGCGCCGUCCCUGACUCUGAUAUGCGCGUUGUCAAGAGGAGGCAAGCUGCUGAAGAUGCUGCUGAAGAUCGUUUAGCAGGCAAGACUAUCAAGACAGGAACUGCUGGAAAAUCACGAAACGUCGACAGUGAUGACGAUGACUGGGAUUAG
This is a messenger RNA of Fusarium pseudograminearum CS3096, 783 nucleotides long. RefSeq lists its product as uncharacterized. Lineage: Eukaryota; Fungi; Ascomycota; Sordariomycetes; Hypocreales; Nectriaceae. The record is from RefSeq and is a predicted model, not a curated record. The transcript has 2 exons. Gene Ontology annotation, biological process: protein folding. Gene Ontology annotation, cellular component: cytoplasm. The coding region runs from base 1 to 783 and encodes 260 amino acids.